UCAAAAAAUAAUUUUCAAAUAGAAAAAAAAAUAAAAAACUUAUGAUUUUAUGUACUAGGGUCAUAAUUAUAAUAUAAUUCUCUCAGCUCUAACCGGUACAAAUUAAAUUAAAUCCUCCCAAGUGUAGGAGUAAAUAAAAUAUAGAAGGAAAUAAUAUAUUUUCAUAACAGAAAUGAGAAUAAGAAGCUAGAUUUGGUAAAAGUAAAUCACCAAUCAUUUAGCUGUUAUUGUUUUAAAUCUUUAGAAUAAGACUUACAAAAAAAAUCUUUUACUCCCCAUCACAGCCAUAUUAACAAAACAAAACUUAAAAAUAAAAAAUAGUACUCUGAAUCAAUGGUUUUCUGCCGGUGUAUGAUUAGUGCAUUAUUACUGUUAUUCUUCCUUUCACUGCAUACUUUUCAUUACUUAUCAUCCUACAAAACAAUCAGUCUGUUUUCUUCUGUAAUAAUUCCUACAGAGAAGACACGAAUCCAUGUAGUACAAGAAGAUCCAUGUUCAGGGCGUUACAUAUACAUGCAUGAUCUUCCUACAAGAUUCAACCAUGACUUGGUAACAAAAUGCCAUGAACUUAGUGAAUGGUUCGAUUUCUGCCCGUACGUGAUAAACGAAGGUUUUGGCCCUGAACUCAACGAGAAAAGCUGGUAUGCUACUAACCAGUUUAUGUUAUCACUAAUAUUUCAUAACAGGAUGAAGAAUUAUGAGUGUUUAACAAGUAGUUCCUUGAUAGCAUCAGCAAUCUAUGCCCCAUUUUACCCUGGUUUAGAAAUAGGCCGGUUUCUUUGGGGCGGGUUUAACUCUUCUGUGAAGGAUGCAGCAGCCCUUGAUUUUGCUUCUUGGUUGAGGGAGAAGCCCGAAUGGGCCCGGAUGCUUGGUAAAGAUCACUUCUUUGUAGCUGGAAGAAUCAAUUGGGAUUUCAGGAGGCCAAGAAACACAAACUUUGGAUCAUGGGGAAGUAUACUCUUAAACUUGCCUGAAGUUAAAAAUAUGACAAUGUUAACCAUUGAAUCAAGCCCUUAUGGGAGCAAUGAUUUUGCAAUCCCGUAUCCGACCUAUUUCCAUCCCUCUGAUGAUAGAGAGGUGUUUGAGUGGCAGGAUCAAGUGAGGAAAUCGAGGAACAGAACAUACCUCUUUGCGUUUGGUGGGGCGCCACGCCCAAAUAUGACAGGUUCAGUCAGAGGAGAGUUGAUCAAUCAGUGUAUAAACAUGUCAAGAAAUCGUUGCAGGUUAAUUAAUUGUUAUCAUAAGGAUGAUUUAUGUAACAGUCCAAGGAAUCUUAUCAAGGUAUAUAUGCAGUCUGAUUUCUGCCUGCAACCUCCUGGAGAUUCAUAUACAAGAAGAUCAACUUUUGAUUCGAUUUUAGCAGGUUGUAUCCCUGUGUUUUUCCACCCUGGAUCAGCUUAUAUUCAAUACUUGUGGCAUUUUCCUAAGAAUUACACAAAGUAUUCUGUUUUUAUACCAAUUGAUGGGAUUAAAAAUGGGAGUGUUAAUGUUGGGGAGUUACUGUCAAAGAUUCCUGAAAGUUAUGUUUCUGUUUUGAGAGAAGAGGUAAUAAGUCUGAUUCCAAGAGUUAUUUACGCGCAAAAUAAGCUGGAAAGAUCUGAAGACGCGUUUGAUGUGGCUGUUAAAAGAGUUCUCGAGAGGAUCAAGGAUGCUAGGAUAAUUCAAGAGGGAAAUGAGGAGUCGAGCUGGAAGCAUCACUUCAAUGGAAAAGAUGGAAAGCCUGAAUGGGAUUCCUACUUCUGAAACAAAAAAGUGCAGGAAAUUUUGCAGAAGAGGUGACUAAUUUUUGAGAAAAACACUAAUGGAAGGUUUAGUUAGGUACAUUUUAAUUCCUGACUUCAUGAUUGUUUUUUAGUGCUUAGCUUUUUUAGAGUUGGAUUCUGAUAACUAAUCAUCAGAUUUAGGGAGGAUUUUAUAGCUAGACAAUUCGUCUUGAAUCAAUUGUAUGAUUAUCAGAAAAUAUGAUUUUAUUCAAGGUAACUUUGGU
Spinacia oleracea (spinach) is the source of this 1987-nucleotide messenger RNA. RefSeq names its product probable xyloglucan galactosyltransferase GT11. The transcript has a single exon. Bases 334 to 1743 code for a protein of 469 amino acids. The record is from RefSeq and is a predicted model, not a curated record. NCBI's taxonomy places the organism in Eukaryota, Viridiplantae, Streptophyta, Magnoliopsida, Caryophyllales, Amaranthaceae. Gene Ontology annotation, molecular function: glycosyltransferase activity.